UUAAGUAAUCGAACUAGUUCAGCCGUAUACAACACUAUACAACUCUUCAAGUCACACCGUUCAGAUAUUCAUAUAUAGAUAGUUCUGGAAUUUGUUAGUUUUAAUUACAAAAUAGUCAUAUAUAUUCAGAUUAAGUAAAGCAUUAACAAAGCAGUCAAUAUGUCGGACUGGGAUACGGUAACCGUUUUAAGAAAAAAGGCCCCAAAGUCUAGCCAACUGAAGACCGAAUCAGCUGUGAAUAAUGCACGCCGCCAAGGUGUUGCCGUCGAUACCCAGCAAAAAUAUGGUGCUGGCACCAACAAGCAGCAUGUGACCACGAAGAACACUGCCAAGCUGGAUCGCGAGACUGAAGAAUUGCGGCAUGACAAGAUUCCGCUCGAUGUGGGCAAACUGAUUCAGCAGGGUCGCCAGGGCAAGAAUAUGAGCCAAAAGGACUUGGCCACGAAAAUCUGCGAGAAGCAGCAGGUGGUUACGGACUAUGAAGCCGGUCGCGGCAUACCCAAUAAUUUGAUACUUGGCAAAAUGGAGCGUGUGCUUGGCAUAAAAUUACGUGGCAAGGAGCGCGGCCAACCAAUAGCGCCUCCCGGUAAAAAGUGAGAUGAUGCUGCUGCGUCCACUGUCGUGGUCGCUCCGCCGAUGAUCAACAAAAAUGCCAGACACCAGCAACAACAGGAGUCUGGCGGCUGGAGCACCGUCAGCAGCAGGCGCAAAUGAAGCACUAUCGGGAGGCUGUCGCACCAAACAAAAUCGGGUUAGCAGCUAAAAACACAAGCAACAAACAAACACGAGGAGAAUGAACGAGUUAAGAUACCACAACAACUACAACAACAACAACAACCACAACCAAUCCAAGCAAACAAACAUGAGCGCCAAACAACAACAAACGCAUUAAAUUCUUUGCCACAUUUGCUUUUCUUUUAAUUAUAACAACCCCGUCCCCAUUUAUUUUGCUGACAAAAAUUCAAACAUUGUAAUUCAAUAUUGGUAUAACAAAAAAAAAAAAACCGCACACACACACACACACACGCGCAUACCUCAAGGGACAAUGCACAAACGGACACGACAACAACAAAAAAACUGAACUCAAUGAAAUAUUUCUAUUAAAUUGAGUCACAAACAGCUUGAAAUGUUGUGCUCAUGGCUGGAACAAAAAUUGUUUUGUUUAUUAUUUUGCUCAUUUUGGCAUAUUUAAAAAAUAUAUAAAUUAUUGUUUUGUUUAUGGAUACAUAAUGUUUAUGCAUUUAAAUGAAUAUAUACACAUACACACACAUGCAUACAAAAGUUCUUUUAAUCUUAACCCCAAGCCGAACUCUAGAUAAACUAAAAAAUUCCUUUAGUUUUAUUAACCCGAACUCGAACCCCCAACACAUCCAAACUUAAGCUCAUCUUGUGGUUGUUCUCAUUGAAAAAAAUUAAAAAAAAAAAACAAAAAGAGAAAUACAUUAAAUAUAUUUAACAUUCAUAUAAAAUAUGCAUGCAUCAUAAAUA
Messenger RNA from Drosophila montana, 1488 nucleotides. RefSeq names its product multiprotein bridging factor 1 (gene mbf1). The record is from RefSeq and is a predicted model, not a curated record. NCBI's taxonomy places the organism in Eukaryota, Metazoa, Arthropoda, Insecta, Diptera, Drosophilidae. Gene Ontology annotation, cellular component: nucleus. Gene Ontology annotation, molecular function: DNA binding. The transcript is spliced from 4 exons.